Molecule: messenger RNA, 2867 nt
Organism: Tilletiaria anomala UBC 951
Lineage: Eukaryota; Fungi; Basidiomycota; Exobasidiomycetes; Georgefischeriales; Tilletiariaceae
Exons: 2
Coding region: 150-2750 (866 amino acids)
Source: RefSeq, a predicted model, not a curated record
AUACAACAAAAAAACCUCGCACUACUCUACGAUUCGCUCUUGUUCGACGCUCAUUCUUCACGAUAGUUACGACCUUCGGUGACGCAUACGCAUUUUACGCCCGCGUGCCAUCCUGCGCACCCGCAGUUCCCCUUCUCUCCAUAGUUACGAUGCAAGCAUCGCGCUCAUUUGAGCUUUCACGCGAAGGCCGCAUGCGCCCCGCCAACCUCAGCCUGUCAUCCUCGUCGGGUCCGACGCCUGAGCGACAUCGACAUGCGCAAGCUGCAGAAUACAGCUCGGGGUCGGGCUCAUCGGGCAAAUCAGUCCGCAGAUCGACGGUAGAGCGCUCCUGGGCUUCUCCCUCCUUCAACCCUUCGCUUAGCCUCUCCACAACACACGAUGAUGAUGUCUUUGCUAACCCUUCCCGUCGCUACUCUGCUGCCGUCGCGACGGCAAAAGACGUAGCAAUGUCCCGGUCUACAUAUGCCGUUGAUGAUGGCAAUGAUGAGGACCACUACAACGAGCUCAAGAGUGGUGGCGGUGCGCAGAAAAAAGGAGGAGUCAGACAGACGCACGAGCUGCCUCCCACACCAAUCACGGCGAGCAAUGCCACUUUCAAGGAAGCUGUCAAUGGUAGCAUCCCUCUACGUCUACCCAGCGUCGAGCAGAUGCUCUCGAACGUCGCCUCGCCAGCUUCACCUACAGACUCGAUCCUCAGCACACCCCUGUCGGAGCACUACGCUGCAUAUGUGCUGACAGCAAGUGCUGGCGGGAGUGGGGGCAGUAUCGGCGGUGGUGCCGCGUGCAGCCGCUUCGAUCUGCGUCUCCCGCCGCUCAAAUCGCCGCUAGAGGUUAAAGACACCAAAGGCUACACGGACCACCAGUUGUCGCCGGAGUUCGUACGCCCUCUCGGCAGCGGUUGUCUCAGUCUCGUUGGCCUUGGCAGCCUCAGCUCCGGCAUGGGCAUGACGCGAUCCAGCUCGGGCGAAUUCGCAGGUCCAAGGGCAGAAUGGGCCGCCUCGCCCUCCAAUAAGUCCCGCACCCUCAUGGGCGUCCGACCACCCGCACCGCCUACACCUUCUCAACUUGACCACGAGCGUGGCCGCAUCUCUCCUGGCUCGUGGUCCAGCAGGCCACGCGAUGGCGACAUCGUCGGUCUCGGCCUGCAGCUCGAUAUCACACCAAAGGCCAGUAUGUCCACGCCAUUGGGCACCGGUGCUGCAGCAACCGGCGGAGUCGACACAAACGUCUCCAUGGGCAUCCCCUUCAUGCCCCCACGUCUACCUGGUGCGCCGCGCCUCGGCGUCCUCGGCAGCGGUCGAUUUGAAAACGUCACACCUGUCGGUCAAUCCGGCAACGUCGCCAUCUCGCCUAUCUUGCCGCCCCUGCGUGGCUGGAACACCGACUUGCGCUUCGACAACACCGCUUUUCGCCCUCCGGCGCUUCCGUCUCCAUCAGCUGAGCGGUCAACGCUCAGCACAGCGGCCAGCUCACCUGCCCGGCAUAGCAGCAGCAGUGCUAACGGUAGCAACUCCGACGAAGAGAUGGCGUACCGAGCAACGCCAAUGGAACGCGAGCGCACAGUGCAGCUCGAUGCGGGUUUACCCAAGAUCAACGGCUUAGUUGGCCUCGGUGUCCGUUUACUCGGCAGCGGUGGGACCGACAGCCAGAGAACACCCGUUGGCACGCCGACGCAAACAGUUUUCAGCACAGGCAGAGCGCUUCCGGUCGACUCGUCGCUUGCGAUGGUCCCCCCGUUAAAUGCGGGUAGCUUCACGCCUAUCCGUCAGCAGUCCACCAUUGGCGGCGUUGACGGUGCAGCAGCGGCAUCGUCGCCUUCCUUCGUACUUCCCUUCUCUGUGUCCAAGUCCACAGGUCUCACGCCUUCGUUGAAAGGCGCGAGUCUUGGAAAAGGCAAGAACGCCAGCCCAGGCAAUGGCCUUUCUUCCCCUCUGCCGAGUCCAUCAUUCCGUGAGCAGAGUAAACUUCGCAGUAGGCAACUCGUUCAGACCGCUACAACGGCCGUCGCGGCAGUUGCAGCUGUACAGCAAGCGACGAACACUCCCAACAUCGCGAGCAGUGUCCUUACUGCCUCUGCCAAGCUUCAGCGUCCUCCAUUGCAUGUCAUAGGUGAUGACACCAAUGGCAGCGGUAGUGGGGAAGUUAGUGGCAGCGAGAAUGCUAGCAGCGACGACGAAGGCACCUCGACACCACUCGAUGAGCUGUGCGCCAUUAACGAGACAGUUCAUGAGCAGGUGCAUCGCGCCAAAUCGAGCAGCACUAAAGCUGCAGCGCGCCAAGCGGCCGCCGAUCUAGAGGAGCAGCAGAAAGCGCUGGCGGACUCGUCCCCUUGGGGCGUCUUCAGCACCACUAAAGCUUGGCGCCCGCUCGCUCCACCCGGAAUGAGCGCUUCGGCUUUCAUCAAGAAGCAGAAGAAGCUUCAACAGCAACAGCAGUUGGCGACAGCGGCAGAGGCAAGCCGCAAGAGUCCAGCCAAACGCAAUCCUGCGCUUCCCGACGCUGCAACCGAUGCCUCGCAUACGGCAAAGAAGCAGAGAACUGUCUUGGGCAUAAAGAGUGCGAACGUUGUACCAUCAAGUAUUCCUGUAGCAGGAGAACAGAUGCGAAGUAAAGGGACUUCGGCAUCAUUGUCUGCGCCUACCGCAUCCCUCGGCGAAAAGUCAAACAACGUUGAGAACGCCACAAGCCUUCACGUUUCACCUCGAAGGCGUGCAAGAGAGCAUUCUGCUAAUCGCAGUUUUCGCGUAUAGGUAGCUCUAAAAAGAAACACCCUUGCGACACAUGUUACUGUUCCGUGUCUCCGUAGCUUCUGAACUGUCGCAACAAUCUCUAUGGUUCCACCGAAAGUACAUCGUUGCAUCUUUUCA